GUUGACACCAGCCGAAUUGUUCAUAUCCAUUCUGUGAUCAUCCUGCGCCGCUCAGAUAAGAGAAAAGACCGUGUGGAAAUUUCACCAGAGCAGCUUUCAGCUGCUUCUACUGAAGCAGAGAGGUUGGCUGAAAUAACGGGACGUCCCAUGAGAGUUGUGGGCUGGUAUCACUCUCAUCCUCAUAUUACUGUCUGGCCAUCGCAUGUGGAUGUCCGCACACAAGCUAUGUAUCAGAUGAUGGACCAAGGUUUUGUAGGGCUUAUCUUUUCCUGCUUCAUUGAGGACAAAAAUACAAAGACAGGCAGGAUUCUCUACACCUGUUUCCAGUCCAUUCAGGCCCAGAAGAGCUCAGAAUAUGAAAGGAUUGAAAUUCCUAUUCAUGUUGUCCCCCAUGAAACCAUUGGGAAAGUGUGUCUGGAAUCAGCUGUAGAGCUGCCCAAGAUCCUUUGCCAGGAAGAGCAAGAUGCCUACAGGAGAAUUCACAGCCUCACCCAUCUAGACUCCGUAACCAAGAUUCAUAAUGGCUCAGUGUUCACAAAGAACCUCUGCAGCCAGAUGUCAGCCAUCAGUGGGCCGCUCCUUCAGUGGCUGGAGGACAGACUAGAGCAGAACAAACAGCGGAUGCAGGAGCUGCAGCAGGAGAAAGAGCAGCUUCUGGAGGAGCUAGCUGCUUUAGAGUGAAGGAGGAAAUGCAGACCCUUCAGAAAAGAGACGCAAAAAAAAACUCUACAAGAACUACUCCUGGCUGAAGGGUGGUCUUCCAUUGCCUUACAGUGAAGAUACUAGCUGUGCCUCUUCUCUUGCCCCAUGCGGCAAAGAGCCCUUCUACAGGAUAAGGGCUUUAUCUGCCCCAGCUUGAUGGAAAGCAGCGGUAUCUCUCCAGGUGCUGCAUGACACAGCGCCGUUCUAGCUC
Molecule: messenger RNA, 913 nt
Organism: Cariama cristata (Red-legged seriema)
Lineage: Eukaryota; Metazoa; Chordata; Aves; Cariamiformes; Cariamidae
Gene: BRCC3
Product: BRCA1/BRCA2-containing complex, subunit 3
Exons: 7
Biological process (GO): double-strand break repair
Cellular component (GO): BRCA1-A complex; BRISC complex
Molecular function (GO): polyubiquitin modification-dependent protein binding; cysteine-type deubiquitinase activity; metallopeptidase activity
Source: RefSeq, a predicted model, not a curated record